UAGGGCCGGAGAUGAGCUGGAGACCCGCCACCGCCGCCUCUGCAGCUGCUGCUCUCCAGGCGCAGCCUCAGCGCCCACCAGUGCGCAUCGCUCCCGCUGCGGGGCUGCGGGGAUCGGGGUUGGGGUGCAGCAAGGCUCCUCCGCCUUGCGUCUGGAUCGCCUGCGGCCCGCGUCCUCCGCCCCCUCCAAGAGCUGCACCCCUCCCUCCUCCUCCCUUUUUACCCCUCCCUCCAGCGCUGCCUCCGCGAGCAUCACGUGUCCCCAGCAUACUCAUUGGAAGUCUUUUCCUCUUCUGUCGCUGCGUUUCAGGAGCAACUAGGACACUUUGCUGCUGUUCUUUCUGUUCCUUGUCAUCUUGCCCUGAUCCCAGGAGACUCCUCUCUUAGACCUGACCUUAAGGAGCCUGCGGGAGGUUCCUACGUCCCUCAGCCACUGGGCUCCUUGCUCCAGAUAUGCAUUUCUGAAAACCAAGGGCAGUGUGAAGAAAGGAGUUCAUACUUCAUACACCCAGAACAGAUUUGCCACAAUGUGAACAAGUCUCUGACUGCAAGUUUCAGCAAAGCAGCUUCAUUUUACAGCUUGCCCCAUGGCCACCAUUCGCAGUGGUGGCCCCCGGGCCUUUGAGUAGCUCCAUCAUUCUUAGCUUUGCACACCCUUUACUUUAGCUCAUGUCUUUUGGCUCAUGCAGUCCAAGUGUAGACUGCACUGAUACAAUAUUGUGCCUGAUCUUGUGGUCUAACCUAUUAAUCUUACAUGUCUAAUAACCAUAAUAUUUUAUAAAUUGUUAUAUGUUAAAUAAAAGUAGUCAUAAUUAUAUUAUA
Mastomys coucha (southern multimammate mouse) is the source of this 821-nucleotide messenger RNA. RefSeq names its product formin-like protein 16. Lineage: Eukaryota; Metazoa; Chordata; Mammalia; Rodentia; Muridae. The transcript has 2 exons. The coding region runs from base 12 to 386 and encodes 124 amino acids. The record is from RefSeq and is a predicted model, not a curated record.